This is a messenger RNA of Manis javanica (Malayan pangolin), 1054 nucleotides long. Lineage: Eukaryota; Metazoa; Chordata; Mammalia; Pholidota; Manidae. The record is from RefSeq and is a predicted model, not a curated record.
GUGCAUUUCCUCCUGUUCUUUAUCAGAGCCCCCGAAAUAAGUAGGAAUGGGCAGUGGCUGUUCACGGUCAGCACACCUUUUUCAUUUGCUAAUAAGGCCCUGUCAGGCUGGGAGGGAGCUAUCCCUGCCUGACUCUGGAGAAAGCAGCCACUGAGGCGACCCACAGCCACCAUGAAAUUGCUUCAAGUAACCAUCCUUUGUCUUCUGUCCUGUCUUUAUAGCAGUGACAACACAGCAAACCUUUCUUCAGCAACAGUUAAUGCAGCAAACACAUCUGAAUUGACACCAAAGACAACAUCCUUCCCAAGUCCUGUUAUGACACCAGUAGUUGGAAUAUCUCCUAAAGGAACAACCACCAAGGAAUCCUUAAAAACACCUCCACUGUCAACAGUUCUUUCAUUAACAACAGUUACAGGUGAAGGAACCACAACCAAUGGUGUUAUGAAGGAGGAGUUCACCAACACAGGUGCAACAGUGACAAAUAUUUCACUUCCAAAUGCUGUUUCAACAUUUCAAAGUUCCCAACACAAGACUGAGAAUCAGAGUUCAACCAAAACAACAGAAAGACCAGUUAACACUCUGCCACCAAAUGCAUCACCUUCUAACACCAGCAUAUUACCCUCAAAAACAAUAUCAAUUCCAGAAAACAUCUCACAGUCUCAAGGCACUGAGAAUGCAAAAAAUGCAAGCUCUUCUUCAGCCAGCCCCUCUUAUUCCAGUAUUAUUUUGCCAGUGGUUAUUGUUCUGAUUGUGAUAACACUUUCAGUGUUUGUUCUUGUGGGUUUGUAUCGAAUGUGCUGGAAAACAGACCCAGGCACUCCAGAAAAUGGAAAUGACCAACCUCAAUCUGAUAAAGAGAGUGUGAAGCUUCUCACUGUUAAGACAAUUUCUCAUGAGCCCGGUGAGCACUCUGCACAAGGGAAAACCAAGAACUGACAGACUGAUGAAUCCUCCCCACACCUGAGCAAUAAAUAUGUGAGUCUCCUAAUUUCAUUCACUGAGAUACUCAUUAAUAUCUGCUUUGUUAGCCAGCUGCAGCUUAGAUUAUUUUUAA